This is a messenger RNA of Nerophis lumbriciformis (worm pipefish), 948 nucleotides long. The record is from RefSeq and is a predicted model, not a curated record. Lineage: Eukaryota; Metazoa; Chordata; Actinopteri; Syngnathiformes; Syngnathidae.
AUGGAGAUUGUUACACAUCUGAUUAAUGACACCAUAGAAUUCUACAAAUGGACCCUAACAAUCGCAGAUAAGCGAGUGGAGAAAUGGCCCCUGAUGGACAACCCGCUGCCCACGUUGGCCAUUAGUGCAUCCUACCUCCUGUUCCUCUGGUUAGGGCCCAAAUACAUGAAGGACAGGGAGCCUUUCCAACUGCGCAAAACUCUAAUUGUUUACAACUUCAGUAUGGUCUUUCUCAACUUCUUCAUUUUUAAAGAGUUGUUUAUGGCAGCCAGGGCGGCGAGCUACAGCUACAUUUGUCAACGGGUGGACUACUCAGAUGACCCCAAUGAAGUCAGAGUGGCGGGGGCACUGUGGUGGUAUUUUAUCUCCAAAGGCAUCGAGUACCUGGAUACAGUGUUUUUCAUCCUGAGGAAAAAAUUUAACCAGGUCACCUUUCUGCAUGUCUACCACCACUGCACCAUGUUCACGCUCUGGUGGAUCGGCAUCAAAUGGGUGGCGGGAGGACAGUCAUUUUUUGGCGCACACAUGAAUGCAGCAAUCCAUGUGUUGAUGUACCUCUAUUAUGGCCUGGCUUCCUGUGGUCCCAAGAUCCAAAAGUACCUGUGGUGGAAAAAGUACCUGACCAUCAUCCAAAUGAUCCAGUUCCACGUCACCAUUGGCCACACAGCUUUGUCGCUCUACGUCAACUGUGACUUCCCCCAUUGGAUGCACUACUCCCUCAUUUGCUAUGCCAUCACCUUCAUCGUUCUCUUCGGCAACUUCUACUACCAGACCUACCGCCGCCAGCAGCCCAGGCGCGACACUUCCUCCUCCAAAGGCGGUAAGGCUGUCUCCAACGGAGCCCUCAAUGGACUCAAGGCCACCAAUGGCGCCACGGUGGGGAACAACGAUAAACCCCAGGAAAACACUAGCAGGAGAAAGAGAAAAGGAAGAGCAAAAAGAGAUUAA